AAGAGAAAGAGAGACUGCACAAUCCAGUGGCUCACGCUGGCUCACACGAUGCAUAUUUAAAGAUUAGAAGGCGUGAAAAUGUGAUUUUGAAAGGAAAAGCGAAUCACUUUUUCUUAUUUUGCUAAUCUGCUUCAUCUACUGGAUCCUGCUCUCAUUUUUAUUUAUUUAUUUAUUUUUUAAAUUCAGAUUCCUUUUUACUCUCUUUGUGGUUUACCAAGGAGGUCACUGCGGAUACAACAAGGAGCUACACAGCCUGAACAUCACACUAAAAGCAUGUUUCUAAGGAUGAAGCCAUGGGAUAGCCAUGUUUUAUCUCGAUGAAAGCUAUAUCACUCAGCCCUCUCUGCAGUGACCCCUGCACAGCAAAGGAUGCUGGGAAAUAAUGAGCACUUUUAUCCCGGUCAGGAUGACAAAGAUGGGGAGGAUGAGGAGGAGGAAGAGGAGCAGGGAAGAGAAAAGAGAAAAGAGGAAGGUGGACCUGACACGGAGAAUGGAGGACUAGAUGGUCUGGAGGAGAAGGAAAUGACGGGAGGACGACAAUCCUGGGAAGUGAAAGGUGGUGAGGUGGUGAAGCCAGCUGCCAUUGUGGUCGGUAGACAGAGAGUAGACCGGCCCCUGAGGCUGGGCAACCAGGGCAACCGAGGUGCACCUUACAUGCCCAAUAAAGCCCUGCCACAUCAUCAAGCUGCCAAUAAGCAGCAGCAGCAGCAGCAGCAUCUCAUGGCAGCAAAGAGACGAGCUCUCAUGGAGCGCAGCAUGACCACAGUGGCCCCGCUGGAGGACACGUACAUGACCAUGAUGGUGUUUCGCAUUGGAAUUCCUGACAUCAAACAAACAAGGUGUGUCCAGUUUGACCAGGAGUGUACGGUGUGGAACGCCAAGCAGCAGAUCAUCUGCUCCCUCAGCGAGUCGCUGUGGGACGUCUACAACUAUGGCCUCUUCCAGCCGGCUGGAGACGGGCGGGAUGCCAAGUUCCUGGAGGAGGAGCGGCCUCUGCGAGACUACUCACAGUCCUUUGAGAAAGGGGUGCCUUACCUGGAGUUCAGGUACAAAACCAGAGUUUAUAAACAGACUAAUCUGGAUGAAAAGGCUCUCGCUAAACUCAGCACAAAGGCCAGUCUGAAGAAGUUUCUGGAUUACAUUCAGACUGGUGCAAUAGAGAAAAUGGCAAAAGUCCUCGAUAAAGGUCUCGAUCCAAAUUUCCAUGACCCCGACAGUGGAGAGACCCCACUCUCUGUGGCCGUGCAGUCUGGCCUGUCGGUGGAGGGCAUCAGGCUGCUGGUUCAGGGUGGGGCUCACUUGGACUUCAGGAGCAGAGACGGCCUGACUGCAGUGCACAAAGCUGUUAGGGCUCACAAUCACGCUGGGCUGAUGACCCUCUUGUCCCUCGGAGCCUCUGCAGAUUAUAAAGACCGCUGUGGCCUGACCCCGCUGUACCACACUGUGCUGACAGGGGGUGAAACGUCCUGCUGUGAGACUCUGCUCUAUUACAGGGCGAAGCUGGGGACGAGGGAUGAGAAUGGCUGGGACGAGUCCCAUCAGCACAGGGAUGAAGAGGAGUUUGGAAUGGAAGAAAUACAUAAGGCCUGCCAGAAUGGCUUUGCACAGCACUUGGAGCAUCUGCUGUUUUAUGGCGCAGACACCACUUCUCAAAAUGCCUCAGGGAACACUGCACUUCACAUUUCUGCCCUGUACAACAAGGAAAGCUGUGUCCGCGUUCUUCUGUACCGGGGAGCAAAUAAGGAGGCAAAGAACAAGCAUGGUCAAACACCUUUUCAGCUAGCAGUAAUGUCUGGUCACUUUGAACUCGGGGAAAUCAUCAAAAACCACAAAGAUUCUGACGUAGUGCCCUUUUUGGAAUCACCAAAGUUCGUUCCCAAGCGAAAGGAGAGUUCCCACACACUGCCCCUCCCUUUACUUCAAUCCCACCCCCUACUGCGCGCUAAUAGUGAUAACACCAUGACCCAGUCUGACCCCCUGGCUGCACCCAACAAGCCUGCAACCAAUCCCAACCCAGGACAGGGCCAGCGCAGGGCGUCCGUAGGCAUGAGGAGCUCCAGCAGCCCCAGAACUCGUACCCGUUCUCCCUCCAGGGGGAGAGGAGGCCAAAGUGACACAGAGGAGAGGCAGCGGCAGCCAAGGGGCCGGCAGGGUGCACCCUUGGCAGGAGGGGGUGGAGGUCAGAUGAAGCGAAUGUACAGCGCAGUGCCAGGCCGGGUGUACGUGGCCACUCGCGCCCACUCUGCCAGCGGAGACAGGGAGCUCUCGCUGAGCAAAGGGGACAAAGUUAAAGUGUUAAGUGUAGGAGAAGGAGGGUACUGGGAGGGAACAGUGAAAGGUCGCACCGGCUGGUUUCCCUCAGACUGUGUGCAAGAGGUGGCGGCUCCCAGCAAAGACAAUCGAUCAGACACACGCAGCGAGAAAGCAAAGAGGAAGCUCUUCCGUAACGUCACAGUCGGCGCCUACGACGGCACUGAUGGCCCCAGUGACUACAUCAUUAAGGAGAAGACAGUGCUCCUACAGAAGAAAGACAAUGAAGGCUUUGGCUUUGUACUUAGGGGAGCCAAAGCUCAGACUCCCAUAGAGGAGUUCACUCCAACGCCAGCAUUCCCCGCGCUGCAGUACCUGGAGUCUGUUGAUGAGGGGGGCGUGGCGUGGAGAGCCGGCCUGAGGAUGGGGGAUUUCCUCAUUGAGGUGAACGGGCAGAAUGUGGUGAAGGUUGGCCAUCGUCAGGUGGUCAACAUGAUCCGUCAGGGCGGCAACAGUCUCAUGGUGAAAGUUGUGAUGGUUGCUCGAAACCCUGAACUGGAGGACACCGCACGGAAGAGAGCCCCGCAGCAGACUAAAAGACUGACUCCUCCCGCCAUUGCCCUGCGCUCCAAGUCUAUGACAUCAGAACUGGAAGACAUGGUGGACAAAGCUGCGUCUCCGUGGAAAAAGAAAGCAGAAUACGAGUCCUCUCAGGCUCCUGAUAAGAAGAGGACAGUAUAUCAGAUGGCGUUAAAUAAACUGGAUGAGAUCUUGGCUGCUGCCCAACACACUAUUACAUCAGACAGCCAGGGCCAGAGAGGUCAUGGGGCCAAAAGGGACCGGAGCAAGAGUAUUGUUCCCAACGUCUCCAAUGAGCAACCAUAUGAGCAGCAGUCGUCAAUGAGUAUGGUACAGUCCGGACCUGGUUUUGGCUACAACCAAGCUCAUUUCCAACUAGGCCACGGUCCUCAGCAUGCCGUCAUGAUGCGUCAGAAAUCUAUUGGUGUAACAGAAGAGGAAAGGCAGUACCUACACCCACCUGCUAUGAAAUUGGCUCGCAGCUUGUCAGUGCCUGGACCAGAAGAAAUCCCCCCACCGCCUAACACAUCUGCCCCAGAGCCGCCUUUAUCUGCAGGCCCUCAUCCUGGGAGAGGGCCUGCUAUGCCCAUACCCCCUGUGUCCCAAGCCCAUUACCAACUCCAUUCUCAACCUGCACAUCCUACUCAAGCUGGCUGGGACAGGAGUGGGCCUGGUGGGAUGAACCAGCAAGUCAUGGUUCCCACCCUCCGCAGACAAUCUGAAGGACUGUGCAUCAGAGAGCCAGAGGCUCCCAGGAGAGGUGGUGGCAAGAUGGGAGGGUUACGGAGAGGCUACAGCAGUGCCACACCACCAACAAGUGCUAAGCCUAAGGCCCAACAGGCACAACCACAUCACCCACAUGUGGCCAACCGGGAGCAAGGUGGAGGGGCUGGCAGAGGGGCAGCAAAGAGAGGAGGUAGGGGAGCUUUGAUGAAGCAGUCAAAAGUGGAAGAUGGGCUAAGGCAACAUCGAGGAAAAGGAGGUGCAACCAAAGAGAAGAGUUCCAUCCCAAUUCCCACUAUUAUUGUCAAGGCGCCCUCCACCAGCAGCAGUGGUCGAAGCAGCCAGGGAAGCAGCAUGGAGGCUGAGCCCUCCCAGGAUGUGGAAGAACAGGGAGAUGUAGCCCCAGACGGCUCCAAUGCCAGCCUUCCCUCACCGCUGACCCCCUUGCCACCUCAGCCCCCUACAUCCACUUCCUUGCCUUCCUCAACUGUUGCUCCAUCUGUUACCUCACAACAAAACCUGGAAAACUUUGAUUACACUUCAACAUUUGGUUCGGCAUUUGGCGAAGGAGGGGCACGCAGGGAAAGAGAACGUUUCAGAGAUAUGAGACGAAAGAGUGCUUCUUUCUUCCUCUCAUCUGAAGAGGACAUCCAAGGGGAGGCAGGGGGUGGAGGAGAGGGGGGAGGUGGAGGUGCACUAGGGGUACGAAUUCAGCCUUUACAGAGCUCACAAAUGGAAGUACCCACCCCUCGCCUCCGCCCCUCCAAGUCUAUAGAUGAAGGCAUGUUUUCUGGAGACAACUAUGUGAACUAUUCCAGCAGCAUGCCCCCGGCCUUUGGCCUGCCUGAGUAUUCCUCCCCUGUCCUUAGUCAAGAUGGCCAGCCCAAGUCGGCACCUUCAAUGUAUGGCACCCAACCUGCAACUACCUUCAUCCACCCACUAACAGGGAAAGUUCUGGACCCCUCGUCCCCACUUGGUCUGGCCCUGGCUGCCAGAGAAAGGGCUCUGAAGGAUGACCGCAGGACAAGACGAGAGGACAGACACUUUGGCCGGCAGCUGUCCACCGUAGGCUCCUUCCCUACACCUGUUCAGACUCCAACACCUUCACUUUUUGCAACCCCAACACAAUCAGCCUACACUUCACCUGUGUCCCUCCACCUAAGUUCCCCAACCGCCACCACCUCCCCUGCAUCUUUGAGCCGGCCACAGUCGCCUAGAAUAUUACGCCUGGGAGGGGGAGGUGGGGAGAGGAUGGAGAGGGAAAAGGAGGCAGGGCCCAGGGAGGGUCUUAGAGUUCGCUUCUCUGAGGACAGAAACAGUCAGUUUUCAACCCAAUAUUACCCAAGGGAGAGAGAAAAAGAGGUAUAUGACAGCAGACCUGCUCUACCUUUGCAGCCUCCGCCCCCACCAGCUCAACCAGCUCCCCGCAGACCGUCCUUUCUGCAGAUGGAGACCACUCCCAACACCAGCUACAUUCCUCAGUACACUGUCCCCACAGCCCCAGCACAGUCACAUGAAACUAUGGAGGAAGCAAGAGCUGGGGCGGGCGGAGGCCUAGGACUGAUGGUUCUACCUCCACCAGCUCCCUCAAUAGACGCAGACGAUGAGUUUGUCUUUGCAGAUCCUUUGCCUCCUCCUAUACAGUUUGCUAAUGGUAAGAAUGAGAGAAUCCAUGAGUUUCAUCAGCAUCAUCAACACCAGAAUCAACACCCUGCUUCUGUUGCUCCCCCACCCCCACCCCCCCUCCCAUCUUCCAAGUCCUCAAAUGCUCCUCAACCCUCUUCGCAGGGUGGUGACUCUGCUGCUUCCAGUCUUACAUCCUAUGACAGUGAAGUAGCCAACCUCACGCAGUCAGCUCUAUCUCCAUCAUAUCCAUCCCCUCAGAUAUUUCCCCCUUCCUCCACCACCAUUACCACCUCUGCUUCUGCUCUGCCUGCCACAUCACUACACAGACCCCAGCCCAUGUCCCAUUCUCAUCCCUAUUACAGCAGCUCUAAUGACUCCUCAGUAGGUUUCCAUACCCCAGCCCAGGACAGAGGCACAGCUACCCUCACCACCACCAUGACCUAUGCUACCACUACCAUGACAGCAACUACUGCUGCCACCACCACCACAACCUCUCCAGCAUCCUCCGACUACAGCAUGACCAUGGCUGGGCCUAAGGCUGGCCUCAGCACAGGGGGGAAAGCUGCUGAUCACAUGAAUCACACGACUAUUUUAUCCAAGAGCGGAGACUGGCAAGAUGCCGUGGUGGACUCUGGAAUUGAGGAGCUGGAUAGCCAUAGCAGUAGUGACCAUCAUUUAGAAAUGCUUGGACUGAGUGGGUUGAGAGGAGAGAGAGCAGGGAUUGGAGGAGACGGGCGAGGGGGAGAGGGAGAGAAAGGCGGUGAACAUCAGGAUCCUUGCACAACCUACUCGGGUGGGCAAACAUUUGAGGUACACAAUGCCAAACUUGCAAACCCUGUGUUUCCAAAAAUGACUCAUUACAAGGAGGGGGGAGGGAGGGGCCCUUCUGUAGCACUACGUAGGCAGAACAGCACCAACCCUGCUCCUUUACAGUUACAGAGACAAAGCAACCCAGAAGAUGGUAGUUUAGAUGGAACUUAUGUAGAUGACAGGAAGCACAAGCAGAGUCGAUCCAAAAUGGAGGAUGGCUUUAGCUCUGCCCUGGCUGCUUGCUUAGAGAGACCCAUGGAGACACGACCAUUGGGAUGGGGUGAGAUUGGGGAACAUGAACACAGCAUAAUCCAGAGAGGUGGCAUAGUUUUAGAAGGCCGCAGAAUUCACUCACCGCUUUCAGGCGUGAAAGCCAGCAUUAUCAAUGAGCUGAGUUCCAAGCUACAACAGAUGAGUGGCAUGAAGAGCAUGGACGACUGGAGUCACACCCCAAAGUCUCCCACCAUGCAUAGGUAUUCGGCAGAUUUCACUGACGUAUUCCACAGUCCCCCCACUGGUCGCUCCACCUCACCGCUACCCACAUCCUCCCCACAGCAUCGUCAGAUCCUGACGCCCAACCUCGCAGCCACACCUUCUGUUUCACCUACACCUCAAGCCCCAGUUCAGCGCAACUGGACCCGGUCCCCUUCUCCACAGAUGCCUACCUCCCCAGUUCAUUCGCAUCCUCCCCAUUCUCCAACAUAUUGCCCAUACCCAACAUCACCAAAGCAUAGGUCCAAGAUGCGCCGGCAGACUUUUGAUUUUCAGUGCAGUCCCACUAAGGAAAUGCGGUCUUCAGUCUCCAGACGCAGGGCUCCCAGCCCUCUUAUCUAUAACACUGAACAGUCAAACCCCACUCCUCCCAGACCCUCCUCUCUACCCAUCCUUCCCAGUACACCUGUCUACAGUGGCCCUUUUGACUUUCCCGGGCCCCUCACUCCUCCUUCUCCAGGCCUCCCUCUAGGAGACACCUAUCGGGCUUCAACUCCUCCAGUAUUCUCCCCAUCUGGUGUGCAAAGUCCAAACCCCCUUCUCGUCUCCCGCUCUCUCUCCCCUACUCAUUUUCUUUCUGGGGCCUCCUCCCCCAUGCAUUUGCCGCCCAGCCCGUCCUGUCUCAACUACCCCCAUCUCAACGCUCCUCCACCGGCCAAACCAUUUGCCAUCAAACCCCUUCCCUACUGGACCAAGUACGACGUGGCCGACUGGCUGGCUUAUCUAAACCUGGGUGAACACAGAGAGCGUUUUAUAGACAAUGAGAUAGAUGGAUCGCAUCUGCCUUCACUCACCAAGGAUGACUUCUUGGACCUGGGAGUGACACGAGUGGGACAUCGAAUGAACAUCGAAAGGGCACUGAAGAAACUCACUGACAGGCGGCUCUCCUCUCCUUUGCAUGUCACUGCUUCUCCCCAAGACACAGACUGAGUGAAUGAAGGGGUGAAUCAAAGAUGAAAGAAAGGCACAGAAACAAAUUGACAAAGAUGAACAAUAACAGAAGAUGUGCAAGAGAAGAACAGAGGACGUCAAUGGGUUGUUUUGAAUCAAUAUGGUGGGAGGGACUUGUCUUGCAAAUUUGCUACACAUGUAGAGAAAGCUAACGAAAUCUGUGAAAUGACUGUGUGUGAAAGAGUAUGUAAGUAAGAAUUUUUGAAGAUGACUCUUCAACAGAAAAUAUUCUUUAAACUUUUAAUGGACAGGCAUUUAAUUAACACACCGUUUUGUGCUGUAAAAGAAUAAACACACACACACACUUACACUCAUGUUCUCGCACACACUGACAAAUGAAAUCUCACACCAUCUGCUGCUGAGCAGCAAUGAGAAAACUUGAGUCUGAGUUCAAAGAAAAGUUGAAAAGUUGCUGCUUAAAGGGUGAAGCCCAAUUAAAUGUUACUGGUUGUGGCUGAGCCAUAAACUUUGGCGAGAAACAGGAACAUAAGGGACACAUCCUAACAUCAGUUUUGUAGCUUUAAGCAGUUCAGAGUAUCAAAUGGCUGUGAGCGCUGGAGCCAAAGUGUGAGAAGGGGUUUUGUUUGUAAAUGAUGAUAGAAGAAAGUGAUAGAUGAUAGUAGUUUAUAUAUAUAUAUAUAUAUAUAUAUAUAUAUAUAUAUAUAUAUACACACAGUAUAUUUGCCAUACUCCCCCAGAGGAUGCCCCAGUAAGCUUUGUAUGUAUGUACUUUGCAAGCUCUAAAUAUAUCUUACAUGUUAAACGGGAUUCACUAUUAGUAGAACCAUUUGUUUUGUACUAAGUGCUGAUCGCAAUCAUUCAUUUCAAACUGGUCAAGAUAUUUAAACUGUUGAAAUCGAAUCGUGGAUUAUAGGGAAAUAUAUUGAGAAAAUCUUGUUGUGAAUUGAACUCUAUUGUUUUCCUGGUUAUUCUACAGAAAGGAGAGGAAAUAUUUGAGUGCAGCUGAAAAAAAAGAGGGUUAGCAUGUCAAACCAUCUUAGACUUUAUUGGUGUUAUGGCCACAGCACAGGUCGAGGGAUGGAUCUAUCCUCUUUGAUGCCAUAAUGUUGACCGUGCUCUCUCACACAGCAGGUGCAGUGAUCAAAAAGGGCUUUUUACUGCUUCUCUGUCUGCCUGACUUCCUCUAACUUCUGCCUCUGUGAGUCAGUGUGUCUGAUUUUGUGCGCGUGUGUGUGUUCGUCAGCCUGCGUUGGUAGCAAAAUGCUUUUCCCCGACCUACACCUUUCUCUUUUUAAUGCCUUUUCCGAAAGAUAUUUAUAAUGGUCAGAAUGCAUAGUUGUUUUUUUUCCCCCACAGUUGACAAUCCUGAUGUUGCCCUCUUACACACGUUUACCCUCAAAAAGAAAGACUUUUACCCAGUUUUAAAAAGGUAUUUUCUGUGAUAAAAUACUGUAUGUGUUGCAUAGAGGUGAACAUGAACGUCCUGGAUUUAUUUUUAACAUGCCAGUUUAGCCAUUCCCUGCAGUGACUUCAACUGUAAGGCAAGAACAUCAUUUAUAGCUCUGUAUGUGAUGAUGAUGAUGACAAUGACAACAUAAAAAUAUAGUAUAAUAAAGAUUAUAAUAUUAAGUAUGUAAACAUUUUUAAGAAUCUCUGUCUUCCAAAUAGUGUGGACAAAUUCUUUAAAGCUACGUUUUGUUUAUCUUUCCUUUUCUGUAAAUGCUUUCUAUACGGCUCACCCUGUGGUGAUCCCAGUGAAGCUGACAUGUUAGUUAAUGCAUAUUUUCUCCAGUUUAAAAUUAUGACUGUGUACUCUUAUGCUGAGUUGCCUCAAUGCUGUCUCACGAUGGCUGCUAUUCUGAGAAGGACUGAGCAGUAGUGUAGAAAGCAUUACAUUAUGAUUUAAAAGAGUAUUUUAGGUCUAGUGAAAUGCAUAAUGAACUUGAGUACAUACAGUAUGAGCAUAAGUAUGCAGAGAUAAAAGGUAUAUAUAUAUAUAUAUAAAUAUAUAAAUUUUGUUUUAAAUAAAACACAUAUUUACGGAUAAAUAACAUGAUAGAGGUACAACUAAGGUGUUGAAAUAAAUUCUAAAAUAAACUAUG
Mugil cephalus (flathead mullet) is the source of this 9494-nucleotide messenger RNA. Its product is annotated as SH3 and multiple ankyrin repeat domains protein 1-like. Gene Ontology annotation, cellular component: dendritic spine; postsynaptic density; postsynaptic membrane. NCBI's taxonomy places the organism in Eukaryota, Metazoa, Chordata, Actinopteri, Mugiliformes, Mugilidae. Gene Ontology annotation, molecular function: synaptic receptor adaptor activity; ionotropic glutamate receptor binding. The coding region runs from base 370 to 7410 and encodes 2346 amino acids. The record is from RefSeq and is a predicted model, not a curated record. The transcript has 28 exons.